Molecule: messenger RNA, 3216 nt
Organism: Salvelinus fontinalis (brook trout)
Lineage: Eukaryota; Metazoa; Chordata; Actinopteri; Salmoniformes; Salmonidae
Product: atherin-like
Exons: 6
Coding region: 112-1359 (415 amino acids)
Molecular function (GO): protein binding; DNA binding
Source: RefSeq, a predicted model, not a curated record
GCAAGCGUACAGCGAGGUUUCAAUUUUUUCUCUAAAGCCGGACUCGGGCCGCGGAUCGCAACAAGGUUGACGCACUGAGGCAAAAACGAACGAACGACCCCAACCAGGAGAAUGUCUGAACCCAUGUACCGCGAUUGGAUUUUGGACACUAUUGACUCACUGCGGUCGCGAAAAGCCAGACCAGACCUUGAAAGAAUUUGUCGAAUGGUCCGGAGACGACAUGGAUCAGCGCCAGAACAAACCAGCGAGGAACUCGAGAAACUGAUCCAAGAGCAAACAGUCUUGAAAGUUAACUACAAGGGCUCGAUUUCCUAUCGAAAUGCAGCCAAAGUAGUCAGAAGAAGCAGGAAAAAGGAUGAUCACACGACCAAAAGAACUGCCAUGGAAGAAGCUAACCACUCCGAUUUGAGCAACGGGGACAGCGCACUCGGUCCCAUUGACCAGGAUGAGACGGAGCAUUUGGAGAAUGAGGUGCCAGUGUCAAUGGAGACAGACAGCACCAUGGAAGAGGAGGAAGAACAGGAGGGGGCUGAUGAAGAUGGCCAUGAGGGCUCCUCUCCCUCUCCUGGGGGUGAGGAUGCUGUGCAGGGGGGGUCUAGUGCUGCCCACCCCUACUCUGCCCCCUGCUCCCCCAGCAGCUCUCGCCCUGGCCACAGCCCUGUGUCUGAACGCCCCUCUACCUGCAAGACCAGUAAGAGGUCCAGCCCUCUGUCCCCCUCUAGUCCCCUGGCCCUCAGGCAGAAUGACUGUGUGUGUGACUCUGCCUUCUGCCCUGCUGACCAUGGACCCUCAGGGAUGCAGAGAAACACAGGAACUGGGGCUUUAAAGACGAUAGUACAGCCAUCGGGGACCUGUCCAUGGGUUCAGAAGAGCUUGGUGAAGAGAGAGGAUGGGGUGAGGAUGGAGGAGAGUGGCCUCACUUCUGACCAACUGGUUCCUGACUGUGUGGAUGAGACCAUGAAGGGUUCUGACAGACAGCCCAAGACGUUGUCUUUUCCCUCUGACGACUGUGUUAAAUACAAGAAGGGGAUGGACGUUGCCUCUUACGUGAUGGCUCAAGACGAUGUCAAGAACGAUGUGAAAAACAGAGAAAUCUCUGUGAAGAAGGAGACGCUGAGGCAGAACUUAUUACUCUGGAGUGUGGCAGAAGUGGCCACCUACAUCUCUGCUGCAGGCUUUCCAGAGCAGGCUGUAGCUUUCAGAACACAGGAAAUUGAUGGAAAGUCCCUGCUCCUGAUGCAGCGCAGUGACGUGUUAACUGGCCUGUCCAUCAGACUUGGGCCCGCCCUAAAGAUCUACGAGCGCCAUGUGAAGGUGCUGCAGAGGACCCACUUCCUGGAUGAGGAGGAUGAUCUCUGACCACGGUUGGGGGGAACAGAACAACACACUCCUCUGAGGAGCAGAUGUAUUCAUACAGUAUACACACAUACUGUGUUCACUGGAUCUCUAGAACCUUCUGUAACCGUUCAAGGAGGUGUGGGGAAAAGGACACUGUGGUCGUGACUUGGGCCUUGACAGUGAUUAUCAACAUGUGUACGUGGGCUUCCAUUCCACCUCUCUGUGGUACUGCUGUCACCUGACCCAUUCUGGUGGUAUUGCUUUUAUAGGAUCCCUCUCUAAACUCAUAUAGGAAUGUUAGGAUCCUGCCUAAGGACGCUAUAGAAGUCAAGUGGAGGUCUGCCUGUUCUGUAAGGGAAGGUCUGCCUGUUCUGUAAGGGGAGGUCUGCCUGUGCUGUAAGGGGAGGGCUGCCUGUUCUGUAAGGGGAGGGCUGCCUGUUCUGUAAGGGGAGGGCUGCCUGUUCUGUAAGGGGAGGUCUGCCUGUUCUGUAAGGGGAGGGCUGCCUGUUCUGUAAGGGGAGGGCUGCCUGUUCUGUAAGGGGAGGGCUGCCUGUUCUGUAAGGGGAGGGCUGCCUGUUCUGUAAGGGGAGGGCUGCCUGUUCUGUAAGGGGAGGGCUGCCUGUUCUGUAAGGGGAGGGCUGCCUGUUCUGUAAGGGGAGGGCUGCCUGUUCUGUAAGGGGAGGGCUGCCUGUUCUGUAAGGGGAGGGCUGCCUGUUCUGUAAGGGGAGGGCUGACUGUUCUGUAAGGGGAGGGCUGCCUGUUCUGUAAGGGGAGGGCUGCCUGUUCUGUAAGGGGAGGGCUGACUGUUCUGUAAGGGGUGGGUCAGUGAGUGCAGCCAGUGAGAAAGACUUUCUCUGGAUUCCUCACACUCUACACUUGGCUACCACUGGAGCCUACUUUAAAAGACUGGUUUCUGUGCUCCCUGAGUCAGUUCCACAAGAAAAUAAUAAUAUGUAUACUUGGAAUAUCUGUUCCAGCAAAUAUGGUUCUUGCAUUUCUUCAUUGUUUACUCAGACAGUCUUUUUUUUUUAAGACGUCAUAUGAUACCCUCCAUUUAUCUAGAAACUCAACUUUGUUUUUCUUUUAUGAUGACAAUGUGAACUGAUUUAAUUUGAGAAUGUACAAUAUGAAUUUGUUGAUUCAUCAAGGUCAGUGAUGUUGUCAAUCUCUCAUUAUACUAGCAAAGGAAAUGGAGCUUAGUCUCCAGAUGUUCUCAUGGCUUCACCAGUACUGACCUAGGUUUUAUUACUGUUGUUAUCUGUUUCACUAACAUUUUGAAAUAGCAAUAUGUAGUACCUGCUAAACUAAGGCAACAUAAUAUGUCAUUUGUAUGGUUGUCCUCUGCAUUCCUCUUCCCUUCAUUUAUGUUCACGUCAUUUCUAAACAUUUUAGAUUAAUCUAAUUUAAUCUACUGUGGAUGAACCUAGAUUUCAUCUACAAAAUGAAAACCGUAUGAAGCAGAAUUCUAGUUGAAAUGGGCUGGCAGACCAGAUGUGACCAAUGUUUCUGCCUGCUUCAGCUUGAGGAGAGAGAAACAACUGAAAUCUGUUCUUCUUUUUUUAAAGGCAAAAUUAACCAACCCAAAAAUUAACUUCAUAACUUUAGGAAGUGUCAUUGUAGCACUAAUACGUUUUCUUUGUUUACAACCUCAACACAGCAACAUACAAUUCCCCAUGACAUGGUAGACAUCUUGAUCAGAUUCAACAUUGUUGUUAUCUGAGAGGAUUACAAUGAGGUCUCUUAAUUUUGCCUUGUGGCUUCUGCUUUUGAAACAACGGCACAUUCCAUAUUUCCAUCUGUUACGUGUUUGAUGUCACACUGUUAAUUGCUAUGUUGGCCCUGUUUCCAGUGGGGAAAAUAAAGUUAUUGUCUUUUCCA